Molecule: messenger RNA, 2738 nt
Organism: Trichomycterus rosablanca
Lineage: Eukaryota; Metazoa; Chordata; Actinopteri; Siluriformes; Trichomycteridae
Gene: egln2
Product: egl-9 family hypoxia-inducible factor 2
Exons: 6
Coding region: 336-1799 (487 amino acids)
Biological process (GO): cellular response to hypoxia; peptidyl-proline hydroxylation to 4-hydroxy-L-proline
Cellular component (GO): cytoplasm; nucleus
Molecular function (GO): peptidyl-proline 4-dioxygenase activity; L-ascorbic acid binding; ferrous iron binding
Source: RefSeq, a predicted model, not a curated record
UCCAUACCGGCUCCAUCCUAAAAAAACGUCUAAUUUAUUACAUUUGCGCAGUAUUAAAGAUAUAAAGAUGGGCUAUAACGUCUGCGUGGUGCACUGGUUGGUGUAAACGAGAACUAGUGUGAUUUUAUACAGUGUGCUUUAACACACAGUGUGACUGGAGACGGACUCGGUCGUCGCUAUGCGGUUGUUCAUGUGUGGAACAUGACAGUUUUGGCCGUGAUGGAGGCGCUUGGUGCGAACAGCGCCUCCAGUUGCAGGCUGUGUGCUCGGAGCGCUGGCUAGAAAAUGAGGAUCGGACGUGAGCUACGUGCGCACCCAGGAGCAGACGAGAUGAAAUGGAGAGGUCGGAUAGUAGAGACUCUUUAGAUGAAAGCGCUUCUUCCUACAGACCCGAUAGUGUUCGUGUUGGACAAAAGGAAACAAGCCGCGGCUGUGCGACAGCCACCAUGGGCCGGACCGCUUAUUGUGGUACUUCUCCGUCAGUUGAUCUCUUGGGGUAUCCGGCCGCAGGAUCGGCUCUGUGGAAUGGCACUGGUGCUAAUGGUGAAGUUGUACCCCCGACCUCUCUGGAUGGGAAUUACAGUGGGUUUUCUUUGCAUGCUGCAAAUUUCUGCAAAAAACCUAACGGACAGAGCUGUCAGGCUGAGGUGCCCUCAGGUGGCACACCGCGGCCAACAGACAACUGCACCCUCCUUUUGAAGCGAGCUAAUAGUGACCUAAACCGCAGAACUCAGAAACACCAGAAUAAAGAUACAGUAUCUGGACAUUUAGACGGAGUCAAUUUAGCAACACAGAAAUCAUUGGAAGCGCUGGACGCUUCUACUUCUCUGGACUGCAAAAGGACGCGACUGGAAAAUGACUUGACACCUGAGGUUGCAAAAAGCACACAAGAUGGAACUCCCUUUUCUACUACAACCAACAUUCAGCAUCACAGUAACUGCAACACCGGCCAGUUUCCUGUGCCUGUAUCCUCGCCAACCCGGGUACACCAAAACGGGCACAGGGUGAUCCGAAACCCCAUACCAGGCACCACUUCACCAGCAGGUUUGCCCUCUGUUCCAGGGAUGUCAGGAGCACCAUCAGGCUGGUCCACAGAACGCUUAGCCCAGCUAUACAUAGUCCCUUGUAUGAAAUACUAUGGCAUUUGUGUUAAAGAUGGGUUCUUGGGCCCGCAGCUAGGGGACCGAUUGCUGCAGGAGGUGGAGAUGUUGAACCGUAGUGGAAAAUUUCGUGACGGACAGCUGGUUAGUCAGAGGAGUGUCCCGACUAAGAACAUCCGUGGAGAUCAAAUAGCCUGGGUGGAGGGCAAGGAGCCUGGGUGUGAGAGCAUUGGUAUGCUCAUGGCUCACAUCGAUGAGGCCAUAAUGCAUAGUUCAGCAAACGGACAGCUCGGGAAUUAUGUCAUCAACGGCCGCACUAAGGCUAUGGUGGCAUGUUACCCUGGCAACGGCACAAGAUACGUGCGUCACGUAGAUAAUCCAAAUGGAGACGGGCGCUGCAUUACAUGCAUCUACUAUUUGAACAAGGACUGGGAUGUCAAGGUUCAUGGUGGCUUGCUGCAGCUCUAUCCCGAGGGUCGCAGUGUUGUCGCCAACAUUGAGCCAUUGUUCGACCGCCUGCUUAUUUUCUGGUCAGACAGACGAAACCCUCAUGAGGUGAAACCAGCCUACGCCAGACGAUAUGCCAUCACUGUUUGGUACUUUGAUGCGAAAGAACGGGCAGAGGCCAAGGAGAAGUACAGACUCGCUACUGGACAGAAGGGGGUUGAAGUGCCAGUCAGUCUAGGCAACAAGACCUAAACCCUCAUCAGCUCAGGCAGCAGUGUGUUUUCUUUCAUGUAUGUGCCUACCCAUCCUGCUACCUGAACAAAUGUUUUAAUGGGGAGACACAGGGAAUGGGACAGGCAGCAAAGUCAGGGCAGCCACAUUAUCCCUCUUCUUCAGGCCUCAAACUAACCUGUCAGAUACAUUGUGACAAUGUGGCCAAUGGACAUAGAAGAGUACAGGCUGAUUCCACACAGAAGAUGGCUUUUGGGUGAAGCAGUGACUCUACAGUGUUAUUGCAGGACAUGUGGAGGAAUUCAGAAUUCGGGGAAGACCAAGAAUAAGCUGGAUUGACAUCACAGCGUGGAUUGCAUAUCAGGGCUGGUCUGCUACAGGCGACACAAGACAGAGAGCGUUCGAGAAAGCUGAUCCAUUUGUGCAGCCAACCAUCUCAAAGUGAUGACAUCAUAGUGAAAUAACAUGACAGUGACUGACAGUGAAAACUGAAAUUUCUGAAGUUUCAUCCCAAUUACAAUGAAAAGAACACCAAAAUGUAUUAACAAUAGACCUUUGCUGAACUGUUCUGUUGUACUGUUUCUGUAAUACUCUCCUGCUUAGUAAUAAAUAUUAAUUAUUUGUGCUCCCUAUAUAACUUUACACAUCUUCCUGUAGAUGAGGUGCUUUAGGGUUUGGAAGGGGAGUUUUAAUCAUAUCAUAGCCUCUGAACAGACAGCAUGUCUGUGUGAUUGUACAGUGGUGACACUGGGCAGUAUUAGUCACCACCAGUGAACUGCACUUAUUCUGCAAGCCAGACAUUUUAGCCCGAACUACCAGUAUUGAGUUAAUUAAGUUAAACCUGAUCAGUUUACACUCAGGCCUACCUAGUUUAAUGCUGUGUUUACAAGGGUAUUUUUAGCAUCCAUUAAAAAUGCAUUACUAUUGUAGAUUUUAAUUAGAAAGACAUGCUUAGUACAU